GCCGGCCUAUCAGAGCGCUGCCCCUCUCCUAGGCUCUGCUCUUUCACUUUCCACUCUUUGCUCAGAUCUCCUCGACUUUGACCAGCUUUUGAUUUCAUCGCUGACUUGUGGGAACUAUUUGGAUACAGGAGUUGUGGAAUUACUUCACUAACAGCUUCCCUUCACCUCCUCUUCCUCCUGCUCUCAUCUCAUCCAUCACAGCCCAUGACAGCAGAUCAGCCAACAUGGCAUUCUCAUCUCGCUUUUCCUUCUGGGAGCAAAAGAUCAAAGAAGAGCCAGCAAGCAAAAGUUCAGACAGUGAAGGGCUGCCCAGCCGGGCCAAGUCAGUGCCAGCUCUAGACCCUGGCAGGGGGUUAUUCCGGGAAACAAGUCCCCCAUCAGUUCCAAAUACGGAGUUGGCAGCCCGCGUCAGGAGUCCUUCCCCGCCUAAAGUCAGGACACCUGUUAAAGUGCCAGAACGCUUCAAAAGCCCUGAGCCACCUUCAAAAAUGGCAGAGCAAUUUAGGAGCCAUGAACCACCACAAGUUCCUCUGAGCCCAGAGCCAGUCAUGAACAGUGAGCGAGAGCAAAAUGGCAUUGUCUGUAAAAACGCGGUCAAUGGUCCAACCAAUGGUAAUAUCAAACUUUCAGGCACCAGUGCCAACCAGAUGGAUACUACAGAGGACAAGGGUCUGACACAUAAGAAAGUAGUAAAGGUGGUUCGUCGUGUUGUCAGGAAGGUCCUGCCCUCAGAAGAGGACGAGACUACUGUGCCAACACAACCAUCAGACAGAGCUCCACCAGCAGCCAAGCCUGCUGCCCAACCAGUUAAAGCAGUGCCAGCUUUAGUGUCAAAGGCUCCCAUAAUGUCAGGGUUUUCUUUUAAACAUGACGUCAUCAAAAUGGAAGACAAAGAUGAUAUUUCGCGAGGAUUGACAAACCUCAUGAUCAGAGGCAGGACAAGGGAGCCCCGCCCACGAAUAUGCAAGGAUGAACGACCAGAGAAAAUAGAGUUGGAGAAAAAAAAUGAGAAGAAAGAAGGAAAAGUUGUUGAGCCACAGGUGAUAAAAGAGGAGAAGAAAGAGGAUAAAACCAUCCUAAAUCCACAGGAGGUCAAUCACAAACCGACAAGCUCUGGUCCAGUUACACAAGAAGUCACAUCUCCUGUGGUUGCUGUAAACCCCACAAGCAUGGCUUCUUCUUACAAAUCGACUCAUUCCAGACCCUCUUCUCUCCCACCAGUUAUUGGCUUUAUCCCAGCUCCCAAGCCCUCGCCCUUGUCUCCGCCCCCUGGCUUCUUACCGGCACCCAAAACCACUGCUGCCACAAAACCCAGCCCUACAAAUAGCCCUUCUAACGCCCCAGUGGCCCAAAAAUCUACUUCACUAUCUUCUCCAUCGCGUUUCAUACCAGCUCCGAAAACCUCUCCACUUGCAACUCCUAUGAGCCCUGAUGCUCUCCGUCCCAACCCAGGUCCACUCGCUCCUCCUCACGGAGUCAUUCCCAUUCAACAAACUGCUGUCAGUCAACAAGAGGAGGAACCGCUCAGUCCCACCGAAGAGGCUCAGAGACGCCUGAUGAGGAUCUUCAGCGCCCCUGUAAAUCACCCUUCUGCGUAUUAUUGCGUGUGCUCACCAGAAGAAGAUUUUGCCCGUGCUGCCAGCGAUGGAGACCAGAUACUGCACAAGGUGCUGGCAGUUGGUGGUCUUGCCACUGCCAGACUUGCCCAGCAGCACGAUGGACUGAUCCUGCCGGGUGGUGAGCAGGGUUGCGAGUACAUGGAGGGUGUGCUGAGGGGGUUGAUGACUACCAUGUUGGGACCCGCGACGGAGCUGCACUUUAACCACCUGGCUGAGAACAGUGCUUUUGGGAUCCUGCCACAGUCUAAGCCUGAAGACAAGCAGCGAGCCUUGCAGCAGUUCACCAAGCUGCAGGCAGCCAUGAAGGUGCUGGGCAUCUCUGGUGAGGAGCAGAAGGCCCUCUGGCUCAUCCUGGGGUCUGUGUACCACUUGGGGGCCGCAGGAGCCACUAAAGACGGAGAUGAAGCGGGCCGUAGGCAGUUUGCCCGUCAUGAAUGGGCCCAGAAAGCAGCCUACCUGCUGGGCUGUACCUUGGAGGAGCUGUCCUCUUCUAUCUUCAAGCACCAGGCUAAAGGACUGCAGCACUCCACCUCAUUCAGAGGAAAACCGGACGAGGCCGGCCACGGUGACAGCUCAGGCUCUAAGGUCACAGCUCUGGAGUGUUUGGAGGCCAUGGCAUCAGGACUUUACUCUGAGCUCUUCACUCUUGUCAUCUCCCUGAUUAACAGGGCUCUGAAGUCCAGUCAGCACUCUCUGUGCUCCCUGCUGAUCGUGGACACUCCGGGUUUUCAGAACCCUCGGCUGGCUCAGCAGCAGCGGGGAGCCACGUUUGAGGAGCUCUGCCACAACUACACCCAGGAGAGGCUGCAGACCCUGUUCCAUGAACGCACCUUCGUCCAGGAGCUGGAGAGAUACAAGGAGGAAAACAUAGAGCUUGCUUUAGAUGACAUAGAGUCCAGUACCUCACUGUCUGUAGCAGCUAUUGACCAAGCCUCAACCCAAGCUCUGGUGCGCACUCUGGCCAGGACGGAUGAGGCUCGAGGCCUUCUGUGGCUGAUGGAGGAGGAGGCUGUUCAGCCUGGAGGUUCAGAGGAAACCAUGCUGGAGAGACUCUUCCACUACUACGGCUCUGCACAGGGAGAAAACAAAGGAGCCAGUCUGCUGCUGCGAGGAGAGAAGCCCCACCUCUUCCUGUUGGGCCACAGCCACGGGACAGACUGGGUGGAGUACAACGCCCAGGGCUGGCUGAGCCAUGCCAAGCACAACCCUGCCGCCCAGAACGCUGCCACACUGCUGCAGGACUCCCAGAAGAAGAACAUCAGUGGGCUGUUUAUGGGCCGGGCCAGCGGGGCCACAGUGUUGUCUGGCUCCAUCGCCGGUCUGGAGGGAAGCUCCCAGCUCGCCCUGCGACGAGCCACCAGCAUGAGGAAAACCUUCACCACAGGCGUGGCUGCCGUCAAGAAGAAGAGCCUGUGCAUCCAGGUCAAACUCCAAGUGGAUGCUCUGAUUGAUAUGGUGCGUCGUUCCAGGGUUCACUUCGUCCACUGCCUGCUGCCCAAAGCAGAGGCAGUGGGUGGUGGAGGUGAGCCCCGUGUGACGCAUGGAGAGAGCCCCGACUCAGGCCUUAUGACUUUGGACUUGGACCUUCUGAGAGCUCAGCUGCGCGGAUCCAAGCUCCUAGAUGCACUGCGCAUCUACAGGCAAGGAUACCCAGACCACAUGGUGUUUUCUGAGUUCCGGCGGCGCUUUGAUGUCCUGGCACCACAUCUGACCAAGAAACAUGGCCGCCACUACAUUGUCACAGAUGAGAAGAGGGCAGUGGAGGAGUUGCUGGAGUCCUUGGAGCUGGAGAAGAGCAGCUACCACAUGGGGCUGAGCCGGGUGUUCUUCAGAGCGGGGACUCUGUCCAGGCUGGAGGAGCAGCGGGACGUCCAGACCAGGAGGAACAUCUCUCUGUUCCAGGCUGCCUGCAGGGGAUACCUGUCCAGACAGGCCUUCAAGAAGAGGAAGAUCCAGGAUCUGGCCAUCCGCUGCAUCCAGAAGAACAUAAAGAAGAAUCGUGGUGUCAAAGGCUGGCCGUGGUGGAAGCUCUUCACCACCGUAAGACCUCUGAUAGAGGUGCAGCUCAGUGAGGAGCAGAUCCGUGGCAAGGAUGAAGAGAUCCAGCAGCUGAAGCAGAAGCUGGAGAAGGUGGAGAAAGAGAGGAACGAGCUGAGACUCAGCAGCGACCGCCUUGAGAGCCGGAUGUCUGAGCUGUCAUCAGAGCUGGCUGAUGAGCGGAACACCGGGGAGUCGGCCACCCAGCUGCUGGAGAGUGAAACUUCUGAGAGACUCCGCCUGGAGAAGAACAUGAAGGACCUAGGAGUGGUUAAACCUGCUUGUGUGUCGGUGUGCAGGUUCGACAGUGAGCUGAGUGCAGCACAGGAGGAGGUGCAGAGGGAGAGGAGCCUGAGGGAGAAGCUGGCCCGGGAGAAAGACAUGCUAGCCGGAGACUCCUUCAGCCUCCGACAGCAGCUGGAGGACAAGGACCUGGAGGUGUGUGCAAUCAACCUGAAGCUGGACCAGCUGGAGGCCGAGCAGCAGGAACUCAACUCCCAGGAAUCCAAGGAUGAGGCUUCGCUGGCCAAGGUGAGGAAGCAGCUGCGCGACAUGGAGGCUAAGCUGAAGGACCAAGAGGAGGAGCUGGACGAGCAGGCCGGCACCAUCCAGAUGUUGGAGCAGGCCAAGCUUCGUCUGGAGAUGGAGAUGGAGCGUUUGCGUCAAACUCAUUCCAAGGAGGUCGAGAGCAAAGACGAUGAGGUGGAGGAGAUCAGACAGUCCUGCAGCAAGAAGCUGAAACAAAUGGAAGUCCAGCUUGAAGAAGAGUACGAUGAGAAGCAGAAGGUGCUGAAAGAGAAGAGAGAGUUGGAGUCGAAGCUUCUGUCAGCACAGGACAAUGUGAGAGGUGGUGACAUAGAGACUGAAAAGCGAUUGAGGAAGGACCUAAAGAGAACCAAGGCUCUGCUGGCUGAUGCCCAGAUCAUGUUGGACCACAUAAAGAACAACGCCCCCAGCAAGAGAGAGAUCGCCCAGCUCAAAAACCAGCUGGAGGAGUCUGAGUUCACGUGUGCGGCUGCAGUUAAAGCUCGUAAGUCCAUGGAGGUCGAGAUUGAAGAUCUGCACGUUCAGAUGGAAGACAUCUCCAAAACAAAGCAGGCGCUGGAGGAGCAGCUGAGUCGUCUGCAGAGAGAGAAGAACGACUUGCAGUCCAGGAUGGAGGAGGACCAGGAGGACCUGAACGAGCUGAUGAAGAAACACAAGGCUGCCGUGGCCCAGUCGGCCCAGAACCUGGCUCAGAUCAGUGACCUACAAUCCCAGCUGGAGGACGCCCUCAAGGAGAAGCAGGAGGUUCAGGAGAAGAUGCAAGCCCUCCAGAGCCAGCUGGAGUUCCAGGAGCAGUCUAUGGUGGAGAAAUCCCAUGUCAGCCGGCAGGAGGCCAAGAUCCGCGAGUUGGAGACCAAGCUGGACUUUGAGAAGACCCAGGUCAAACGGCUGGAGAGCCUUGUAGCUCGUCUCAAAGAGAACUUGGAGAAGCUGACAGAGGAUCGAGACCAGCGCAGCAGCAGCGAGAUUCGAGAGAAGGAACAGAACAAACGUCUACAGAGACAGAUCCGCGACGUCAAAGAGGAGACUGGUGAACUGGCCAAAAAGGAAUCCGAGGCCAGCCGCAAAAAGCACGAGCUGGAAAUGGACAUUGAGAGCUUAGAGGCUGCUAAUCAGAGCCUGCAGGCAGACCUCAAGCUGGCCUUCAAGAGGAUCGGUGACCUCCAGGCAGCCAUUGAGGACGAGAUGGAGAGUGAUGACAAUGAAGACCUGAUCAACAGUUUGCAAGACAUGGUGACAAAGUAUCAGAGAAGACAGAACAGAGCUCAGGGGGAUUCCGACACAGACUCUGAGGUGGAGGAUCGUGUGGACGGGGUGAAGUCCUGGUUGUCUAAAAGCAAAGGUUCCACCAAGAACCUCUCAGAUGACGGCAGCCUCAAGAGCUCCAGAUUUGCUGUAAAUGUAGACGCAAAGGAAGGGAAAGAGUGGAAAGAGGGUAAGGAAUGGAAAGAGGGCAAAAAAGAGGGCAAAGAGGUAGAGUCAAGCAGACCAAUGUCAGUGAUGAGCUCGCUCAGCUACAGAAAACGCUCCAACCUUGAGUCUAUUGGUGGCAAAGGGGAUGCCCUCUUUAGUGCCCUCAGGGAGAAUGCCGACUCAGAAGACGCUCUGUCCUUCCAUAAGGGUAAACCCAAAAACACAGAUCUUCAACAAGACACCUACUCAGUCAGCUCCAGGAGGAAGUCCCAGGCAGACGAUGCCAUGAAUGACAGAGAAUCAGUCAUCUCACAGGCCUAUUCAGAAGCAAACAGCCGAGCCAGGAAAGGCAUGGACAGCCGCUGGGGUGACUUCGACAAAGAAUCAAUUGUUUCAUACAUAGCACCAAGUCGGGCCUCCACACGUCUUGGGUUAAGCCCAGAGAAUGAUGUCAGGUCUACCAUCAGUUUAGGUCUGUCAAGCCCACUGGGACGCCACCAAAGCACCUCACGCUUAGAUGAGGGUAGAGGCGUUCGCUCACUGUAUGGAAGCAGUCCCAGUAGCCCUUGCUUUAGCAGACGGUCUGGGGGUCGCAGUCCUGGAAGUGUGAGCCGAGCUGAUUCCCAUAUGUCGCUGGCACGCAGCUGCCGUCUGAGUGAGUUUGACGUUGAUAUUGACGAUAGUCGCAGCGUGGCCUUCACCGAGAAGUCAGUGUACAGUCCUCACUCAUCCACUGGCCGCAGUGUCUCCAUGCCACCGCCACAAGCCAGAUCUUUAACUACUGACAAUGACCCAAUUGAUAACUUGGACAUCAAACCAGUCAGUCAUCGCAACUACCUCGACCCUGACCUGGAGAAAGCCAUCAAUGAGGUGCUGAGUUUCAAGCCUAUCAAAUUCAAGCGCAGGAGCCUGGAAGACUCCGAGGCUGAAGAAGGAAAAUCCAAGAAUGAUAAAGACGACAGCAAAAGUGUCCGUAACGGAGAUGGUAGUCGCCCUGCCAGCAGUCUUAGACGCUCUGCAUCGGCAGUGGACUGCAUGAGACCGUCCCGCAGCGGCAGCAGCUGCAGCAGUCGCCAUCGCAGCAAAAGCAAAGGCAAGAGCAAGAAAAAGAAGAGAAGCCACAGCUCAGAGUCUGAUAGCUCAGGAGACGACCAUCGUCACAGGAGCAGCUCCAAGAGGAGGUCCAAGAAGUCAAAGAAAAAGUCCAAGAAGAGGGCUGAAUCUUCAUCUUCUUCCUCGUCUUCUUCAUCUUCGGACUCUGAGUCGGACUCUGGGUCGAGCUCCGGUGCUUCCACCAUUUCCUACCGAAGCUCCAGCAGUGUGAAAAGAGCCCCGGUUCGAAAGGCAUCCAGUCCAGAAGAGGAAGAGGAAGGAGAAGCUAGGCCACAGAGUGAGAGCCUCAACAAAAAGGAUGAUAAGAAGAGGAAGAAGAAGGUGGACAACCUGAUGUUGAAGUACCUGUACCGGCCGGACAGUGACUGAGGAAGGCAACACUACUGCUUCGAUAGAUCUGAUGAAGAGGAGGAGGAAGAAGAAAAAGAAGGCAGCGGGGCGACCCAGGGCUCUUACUCUCGAUGUGGCAGGGAAAUGAAAGAGGAUGACGGCGAAGACGGGCCUUAUGAGAGCACA
This is a messenger RNA of Cottoperca gobio, 7244 nucleotides long. Its product is annotated as unconventional myosin-XVIIIa-like. Bases 225 to 7097 code for a protein of 2290 amino acids. The record is from RefSeq and is a predicted model, not a curated record. Gene Ontology annotation, cellular component: myosin II complex; myosin filament; cytoplasm. Gene Ontology annotation, molecular function: ATP binding; actin filament binding; cytoskeletal motor activity. Lineage: Eukaryota; Metazoa; Chordata; Actinopteri; Perciformes; Bovichtidae. The transcript has 40 exons. Gene Ontology annotation, biological process: actomyosin structure organization.